CAAACAGUGUCUUUUUUCCAAAAUGAAAGUCGCCCUGACGCAUGAUGCGUUGACAUAUUUGACUUUUACCUGCAGAGACUCAGAAACAGGUGAAACUGUGGUGAAAAAAGAAGUGAGAGAUCAGAUCUGUGCGGUCUGAUCUGCAGCAGCUCCGGUUUUCUUCUCACUGCGGAUCAUUUUAUUUUGCAGAGGAACUCUGACUGACUCGGUGUGUUUGGAUUGACUCACGUUGGAACCGAUGUCGUGCACUGACAGCAGCGCUGACGCGUGCGGUGGGUGUCGCAGGGCAAAGUUUACACACCCACCCACACGCGGACAGCAGUGACACUCCGCGCUGUGCGCUGCAUGCAGUGAGGACGGCGAGGGAAUCCGUCUCGUAUGACACACACAGCGCGUGUCUUCAAUCAGCUUUGAUCGGUCAGCCUUCAUUCAGAAGGAGGACGCGCGUGCAUGACCGUAACAGCUGCUGUUCUUCCUCCUACCCGGUUUAUUCUGACCUGAGAUCAGCGAGAGCCAUGGGUGGGAGUCUGGGAUGCCACCGCUCCAUCCCCAAGGACCCCACCGACUUCGGCUGCGGCAAGCGCAAAUUCAGCGCCGCGUGCAAUUUCGGCCACAUUCUGGUGAACCAGGAGCGGCUCAACAUCAACACCGCCACCGAGGAGGAGCUCAUGACCCUGCCGGGAGUCAACCGAACUGUGGCGCAGAACAUCGUGGAGUACCGAGACUGUAUCGGUGGGUUCAAAAAGGUAGAGGACCUGGCUCUGGUGAGCGGGAUCGGAGCCACCAAGCUUGAGGUGAUCAAGCUGGAGAUCUGUGUCUCCAGCCGCACGAGCUCGUCCCAACACUCCCCGUCCUCGCUGCGCAAAGACUUGGAGCACCAGUCCUACACCGGGAUCAACAUCAACACCGCCACUCCGGCGCAGCUCAUGAGCAUCCGAGGCAUGACGGAGAAGAUCGUGAAGAACAUCGUGGCCUACAGGACGGAGCACGGCCCCUUCAAGAGCAUCGAGGACCUGGUGAGGGUCAACCACAUCAACAGCUCCCUGCUGGACAAAAUCCGCUUCCAGGUGUACGUUGAGCGCUCCAGGGCGCCUUCAACCAACACCAACGGGGGACAGACCAGCACCUCCAAGUCUCACCCCAGCCCCACUUCAGUCAGUAUCAGGAGCGAUGAGCUGGACCUCCCGCCAGGUGGACCGACUCAGAUCCUCUCUGUGCGGCCGAACGUGGAGCCCCUGCUCGGGUUGCGGGACGGGAAGCCCGUGGUGCGUCUGGCUACGUGGAGCCUUCAGGGCUGCUCCUGUGAUAAGGCCAACAACCCGGGAGUCAAAGAGGUGGUGUGCAUGACCCUGCUGGAGAAUGACAUCAAGUUGCUGGCGGUCCAGGACCUGCUGGAGCGGGAAGCUCUUGAUAAGUUCUGUGUGGAGCUGAAUCAGGGAACUCUGGCUAGCGUACGGAAGUGGAAAUGGCCACGAGGGGUCUGGAAAAGUGUCACGUCUGAAAAAGCUACUGGAUGUUCCAGUAAGGGAGGGAGUUACUCCGGCUUCCUGUGGGACAGCUCAUCAGGUAUUGAUCUGAAGGAUGCUGUAGUCCUAGAGUCACCUGUUGUCAACGGCAACGGGAAUCAUGCAUAUCCUCAACCCUUUCUGGCUCACUUUUUAGUUGGUUCCACCGAGCUGACGGUGGUAAACGUGCACAUGCAGGCCUCCAUGGGGGAGUCCAACAGUAAAAACCACACAUCGGACGAAGCCAAGUCUCAGCACCUGUCGCCCAGCAUCCAGGAAACACUCAAAGGUGAAAAGGACUUGGUGUUAUUGGGAGACUUUGGUUCGUCUCCUCAAAGCUCCGACCUUGACAUACUGAGAAAGGAGAAGCUCUGCUCCCUGGUACCAUCCAUCCAGUUCACCAACAUCAGCACCCGCACCCCCCAGGGCACCCGCUGCCUGGAUAACAUCUGGGUCAGCCGCUCCGUCAAGAAGAUCUACUCAGGCCAUUGCAUGGUAGUGCGGGAGGGCUUGACUAAUCCCUGGAUACCAGAUAACUGGUCAUGGGGUGGUGUAGCGUCAGAUCACUGCCCAGUGGUGGCUGAAUUUUAUACAGAUUCAUCCUCUAAGGAGAUGAGCAGACCUGGAAUGGCAGUGGUGGACAGAGGAGACAUUAUGCCCAAACAUGAGCGGUGACAGCAGUCACAGUCGAGAUGGUGGACAUCACUGGGACGUUGACCCACCUGGAUCCUGCUAAGUCUCAGUGGCUGUGGAGCAGUUUCCUGAUGAAUGUGAAAAAGUGCCAAGAUUGCCUUUUGGGUUUCAGUAUGUAUCAUAUUGACUGAUAAGUAAUUAAGCCAUAAAUGUUGAUUU
Melanotaenia boesemani (Boeseman's rainbowfish) is the source of this 2357-nucleotide messenger RNA. RefSeq names its product endonuclease/exonuclease/phosphatase family domain containing 1 (gene eepd1). Gene Ontology annotation, biological process: DNA repair. The transcript is spliced from 7 exons. Gene Ontology annotation, molecular function: DNA binding; catalytic activity. Lineage: Eukaryota; Metazoa; Chordata; Actinopteri; Atheriniformes; Melanotaeniidae. The record is from RefSeq and is a predicted model, not a curated record. Gene Ontology annotation, cellular component: plasma membrane. The coding region runs from base 516 to 2180 and encodes 554 amino acids.